Molecule: messenger RNA, 771 nt
Organism: Guillardia theta CCMP2712
Lineage: Eukaryota; Cryptophyceae; Pyrenomonadales; Geminigeraceae
Exons: 5
Coding region: 1-771 (256 amino acids)
Biological process (GO): peptidyl-proline hydroxylation to 4-hydroxy-L-proline
Cellular component (GO): endoplasmic reticulum
Molecular function (GO): iron ion binding; L-ascorbic acid binding; procollagen-proline 4-dioxygenase activity
Source: RefSeq, a predicted model, not a curated record
AUGCUUUCAAAAAGCGUUGACAACUCACAUGGGACAGAAGAAAUCGAACCCUAUGACGAUGUAGAUACAGGGAUUGAGAAUCUUGACCUCAAUGACAAAGGGAAGAUGAAUAGCAAUACAGAUAGUGCUGAUGAGACGAAACAAGCAGCGGAGAAGGAAUCAAGUUUACAACCAGAAAGGAUCUUGUAUAAAUGUACCAUGUCUACAGAUCCUUACGUUUGUAUCAUUCAAAACUUCCUGGAUUUCGAUGAGGUAGACCAGCUGUUGUCUUUGACUCAAGGCAAAUUCCUUCCCUCCUACAACGGACGAGGAUCGAGUAUGGACAUGUUGAAAGCUGACAACCCGUUCGACCACCUUCAACUAGAAGUCUCGGCCAACAGGACGUGCUUCUCCUGCACUCUCGAUCCCUCCAGCCACCCAGUGGCCCUCCGAGUGACCCAAAGACUUGCCUUCCUCGCCGAGUGCAGCGAGUCCCAUAUCGAGUGUCUCAACAUCCUCAGAUACCUGAAUGAUAUCCCGAGGGGAGGGGGAGGAGAGACGAGGUUCCCUCACCUCGGCUAUCGCUUCGUCCCGACCAAGGGGAUGGCUAUCAUGUGGAGGAACACUCUGCCGGAUGGCAACGCUGACUUGCGCAUGAUGCACGAAGCGUUGCCUCCAGUAUCACAAGUGAAGUUCGCCAUCAACUGCUUCGUCAACAAGAAGCCGACGUCCUACUCCUCUUGCAAUAAGCCAGAGACGUGCAGCAUCUGCCAAGAGUUUGGGGCAGCUUGA